Microplitis demolitor is the source of this 458-nucleotide messenger RNA. RefSeq names its product neuropeptide-like protein 31. Bases 50 to 322 code for a protein of 90 amino acids. The record is from RefSeq and is a predicted model, not a curated record. NCBI's taxonomy places the organism in Eukaryota, Metazoa, Arthropoda, Insecta, Hymenoptera, Braconidae. The transcript has 3 exons.
UUUAUCUUAAAUUUAUUUAGUCUCAUUAUAAAAAUAUAUUUUUAUAACAAUGAAGUUUAUUUGGGCAUUUAUUAUUAUUGCUGCACUAAUUGCUCUCAGUCAAGGACAAGGUUACGGUAGAGGAUACGGAAUGUAUGGGGGAAGAGGUAGAGGUGGCUAUGGAAUGUAUGGAAAUUAUGGACGAGGAUAUGGUGGAGGUGGUUAUGGGUACGGUAAUCAACGAGGAUAUGGUGGUUAUGGUGGAUACGGUGGAAAUCGCCGUGGAAAUGGUGGCUAUGGUGGAUACGGAAGAAAUGGUCCUGUUCUAAUCGGCUACAUAUAAAUUUCUGAUAACUUGGAUCUAACGAAGAUAAACCAAAAAAACCUGCACGUCACUGAUAUGAUUUUGAAAAUAAAAUAUCUACUGAUGUAAAUUCUUUCGUUUAAAUAAAAUAAAAAUCUCAGUCUCUUUAUUUAAA